Messenger RNA from Podarcis muralis (Common wall lizard), 4730 nucleotides. It is a transcript of the gene RTN4, whose product is annotated as reticulon 4. Gene Ontology annotation, cellular component: endoplasmic reticulum membrane; postsynaptic density; neuron projection. NCBI's taxonomy places the organism in Eukaryota, Metazoa, Chordata, Lepidosauria, Squamata, Lacertidae. The record is from RefSeq and is a predicted model, not a curated record. Gene Ontology annotation, biological process: endoplasmic reticulum tubular network formation; brain development; neuron differentiation.
UCCCAUCCCUCUCGCUCGCCUCCUUUGCGCCCAAGCAGCAGCAGCAGCAGCAGCAGCAGCAGCGAGUGACUUGCUCCCGUUCCUCAUUGUUCUCGCCCCGAAGCAGAAGCAAGGAGCCAUGGACGACCCCGACCAGUCCCCCUUGGUCUCUUCCACCGCCCCCUCGGGGGGAGCCGGAGGGCAGGACCAGUGGAAGCCUCAGCAGCCCCUGUUCCAGUACCAGUUCGUCGCGGAGGACGACGGCGAGCCCGAGGAAGAGGACGAAGAAGACGACGACGAAGUGGACGACGAGCAGCUGGAAGUGAGGGAGAGGAAGCCCGCCGCCCCGGCCUCUGCCCCGCCUCUGGGCGAGAAGCCCCCGGGUCCCCCGCCUGCCCCCCACCAGCCGGCCUGGACCAGCCACCCGGAGGCGCCCUCUUCCACCACCUCCCCUUUCUCUCCAUCCGCCUCCGACUUCUCCCUGCCUGAGGGGAAGGGCAAGGACCCCCCGCGCAGCGCCCCGCCGCCGCCGCCUCCGCCGCACCGGGAGGAGCCCCGCGCCCCCGCCGUCCCUCCGCGCAGCGCCCCGCUGCCGCCCAAGAGAGACGAGCCCCCCGCCGCUGCCAAGAAGGGCGCCGCCUCAGGCUCGCCGGAUGAGACUCUUUUUGCUCUUCCUGUUGCAUCUGACCCUCUGAUGCACUCUUCUGCAGACAAAGGUAUGGACUUGCAGGAGCAGCUGGGUCGUGCAUGGCGAGAAGAUUUCGCUGCAGCCCCCCUUGACGCUACCGCUUCUCUUCCCUCUCUCUCUCCUCUCUCAGCCAAUCCUUUUAAAGACUACACAGCCCCCAACGCAGUAUCAGGCGGGCUAUCUGCAAAGGGCAGUUACGGUCAGGUUGAAAGCCAGGCAUUUACCGCUGCUACCAAAAACGCACGUAACCUGUUCCUUGAAGAUGCUGGUGGUUCAGAAGCGAAACCUUCAGAAGCAGUGCCCUCUGACACUGGGACAGGGCUAUUCUUUUCAUCUCAGACCAAGGAACCAUCAGGCACCAAUGAAGUGUUUAAUAUAGAAAAACUAUCUGCACACCAGCAGGACUCUUCUCCAGAAUCUCCUGUCGAGCUGUUUGUGAAGCACGAUAACGAUGCAUCUCUUGAAGACCGAAAGCACGAUGCCGACGAAAAUAUGGCUUUCGUAGACCUUUCCGCAAGGGACGACUAUGUGGAUUUCAAGCCUUUUGAACCAUCAUGGGCUAGCAAUGAAAGCAGCAGUUUGAAAGAAAUGGCUAGGAGUCAGAUGGAUGGUGUAGGUAAAUAUGACACGGAGGAGGCUCAGACUCUGCCGGUAGAAAAAGACUUUGGAAAAGAGAGCGAGAAGAAGCAUGAAAGCAGCAAUGAAGAUAUUUCUUUCCCCAGCACUCCAGAAGCCGCAAAAGAAUUUUCAGAAGCUUACAUUACUUGUGCCAAGUUUGAAUCAGCUGUGACAGUCGAGGGCAGCACAGCCAAGUCUCUGGUGGAGGAGCAGGCUUCUGAAAAUAAAACAGAUGAGAAAAAGAUAGCAGAGAUGAAGGCCCAUUUUGGAACGGAACCAAGCGUUGCCCACAAUGAGUUGGCAAGUGGCCAGGGCAAGAAUGCUGAAUCUGAUAAAGCCGAGAAUCUGCUGGCGUCUACUGAUGCUCUGGCCAAUAUGCCCGAAGGUCUUACUCCUGACUUAGUGCAAGAAGCAUAUGAGAGUGAACUUCAUGAUGCAGUUAGCCCCAAACUUGCUUACGAAACGAAGAUCGAUUUGGUUCAGGUGUCCAAGUCGUCGCAAGAGCCCUUGAAUGUGGCCGUGCAGCUCUGCCCCUCCUUUGAAGGAGCGUCUGAAACAGCUCCUUCCCCUGUCUUGCCAGAUAUUGUCAUGGAAGCACCGUUGAACGCAAGCGCUGUUGGGGUGGUUGCUCCUGCCGUGCAAACUGAAGCCUCUCCUUCGGAAGCUUUUGCUGGCGAUUACGAGAAUGACUACGAGAAUGUAAUGCAGAAGUCUGAGGAGCCUCCCUCGUAUCAGGAGGCAAUGAAUGUACCCGCAAGUCAAGCACAGGAAACCAAGGUUGAUGCUGCCGAUAAAGAACCCGGACAUAAGAAUGGUACAACUGCGGAAGACUUGGAGAAUUCUUAUAUAUCCAUUGCAUGCGACUUAGUUAAAGAAACUAAGGUUUCCAAUGAAUCUGGUUUGCCGGCCGUUGCAGAGAAAUCCAAGGAGGUGAUUUCAGAAUGUGUUUCCCAACCUGUGCCUGAAUAUGCCGAGCCUGACGAGAAAGCACCUGGGAAAAGUGACUUAUUUGGUAGUUAUCAAGAACCAGUCCUUGCUCAGAAAGAGAGGGAAGCUGUGAAAGAGAAAAGCACCGCAUCUGCUGCUAAGAUUGUAUCCAAGGAAGGCUGGGAGGAGAAGCAGAAGGAGUUGCCACCUUCCCUUAGCAAGCCUUACCUAGAAUCCUUCCAGCCUCAGACUGAACCCCCCAAAAAUGCACCCACUGUUUGGGCUCCAGAAGUAGCAAAGGAGGAGAAGACAUGGAAGGAACUAGACAUGGAAGAACUAUGUAUUGGCGCAGGUUAUUUUCCUGUUCCCAAGGAGCUCAAAGUGGGAGACAAAAUUGUGUUGUCUGCAGAAUCCUCUCCAGAGACGGAUGACUUCCCCACAGCUCCUUAUCAGGCUGCUAAGUCGGUGAUGGAAAAAGAUGUGUCGAAGGAGAUGGAAAGCAGAGAGCCCUGUGAUGCAUUUGAAUCAGAGGCAAGGCAGUCUCCUUACCAAGAGGUGGCCCACGACCUUUCUUUGAAGAAUGUGCAAGUCAAAAAUGAAGAGAGAGGAAAACCCUCCGUGAAACUGGACAGAGAAGUGCCUGAAGCAACGAAGGAGAUCUCGCCCCCAGCUGAUGUUACCCCUUCGCCGGCAGAGAAAAAGUUAGACAGUGUAGGAAAGGGAGCUGAGAGAGGAGCUGCUUCUGUCAAGGAAAAGGAGAAACCUGCCCCUAUGUUUUCAUCAAAGCUGAGUAAGCCUUCAGUUGUUGACCUCCUUUACUGGCGAGACGUUAAGAAGACGGGCGUGGUGUUUGGAGCCAGCUUGUUCCUGCUGCUGUCAUUAACAGUGUUCAGUAUUGUGAGUGUGGUCGCUUACAUUGCCUUGGUCCUCCUGUCUGUGACCAUCAGUUUUAGGAUAUACAAGGGAGUUAUCCAGGCAAUCCAGAAGUCUGAGGAAGGCCACCCAUUUAGGGCUUACUUGGAUAAAGAUGUCGCUGUGUCUGAGGAGCUUGUCCAAAAAUACAGCCAUAUGGUGCUUGGCCACUUCAACAACACAGUUAAGGAGCUCAGACGCCUCUUCCUAGUGGAUGACUUGGUGGAUUCGCUAAAGUUUGCCGUGUUGAUGUGGGUGUUCACCUACGUUGGUGCCUUGUUCAAUGGUCUGACAUUGCUGAUACUGGCUCUGAUUUCGCUCUUCAGUAUUCCUAUUAUUUAUGAAAAGCACCAGGUUCAAAUUGACCAUUACCUGGGACUUGUGAACAAGAAUGUCAAAGAUGCAAUGACAAAGAUCCAAGCUAAAAUCCCCGGAUUGAAGCGCAAAGCCGAAUGAAAAACCUAAAGCAACUUUUAUUAAAAAUAGGAGUUCAUCUUUUAAGUGGGGAAGGGGAGGCAUAUUCAUUUGGAUUACGUGGGGAGGGUCAAGGAAUAGCAAAAUCCUUGACAUUGCAGUGCAAUUUCACAGAUCUUUUAUUUUUUAGCAACGCAGUGUUUUGAGGCGGGGGGAAAUAACCUGUUCUUGACUGCCAUGUGUGUUCAUCAUAGGUAUUGUAAGCUGCUAUGUAUGGAUUUAAACCUAAUCCUCUUUUGCUUCUCCCGUGUGCAGCACUGGUUAACAUAACAGAUUGGAGAGCUGUACAUUUUAUGCUUCAGCCAAGGUAGUCUUGCUGCGUUUCGAGACAGCGCAGUGCCGCUGGAGUGCAGGGAGAGCAUUUCAGUUUAGCACUGUCUCUGGUCUGUGUAGGUUGAUUGCAGAUUUUCUUUUAAAAAAAAAAAAGGAGAGAGAUGUGUAGAAGAAUAUGCCAUUAAAGCAAGCUUAAAAAGCCUUGCCCGUUUGGUAUCGAGUGUAGCCGUAUUGUGCUUUUUAAUUUUACUGUUUUAUCAAUUGCCAAUAUAAAAGUUAUAUAAAUAUAUAUAUAUAGUGUUUCACAGCAGCUUAGGAUGUCCAGCUCCUCCACAGUGCUUGGAAUAUCGGAGAACGGAACUGGGUUUUGUUUUGGGUUUUGUUUUAGCUCCAUUUAGCUUAAAUCUUCAGGAAAAAAACACUAGCAUCUAUUAAAGAAAGAAAACACCCAACUCUUCUUGCACAUUACACAGUUUUCUGCCAUAACUUUUGCUGCACAAACCUCCUAUAGUCUAUUUUGAGUAAAUAAGUUUACAGCCUCUCAAAACUCUGGAUCUGUGGAAGGAAUUUCUGAAGGUGCAGCUCCCAAGAUCCUUGCGAGGCUCUGGCAAGGAGUAACCAGCAUGCUUGUUCUCCAAUGUGCUCGGGAUCCUCAGCGCCUGUGCAUGGGUCAGCGUGUUGCGCCCCGAUGCUGCAAAUGUCGUUUGGAAAUUUCGAACCUUGCGAAUGCAAGAAAUUGCAAAUGAAAAAAAAAAUGUAUACACUUACGGUUCAAGCUGUAUUAAACUAAGUCUGUGGAAUGCAUUGUGAAAUGUAAAAACAAAACAAUUUGAGUAUCAAUAAAGCGUAUAGACUUAAA